Molecule: messenger RNA, 3891 nt
Organism: Myxocyprinus asiaticus (Chinese sucker)
Lineage: Eukaryota; Metazoa; Chordata; Actinopteri; Cypriniformes; Catostomidae
Product: complement C1q and tumor necrosis factor-related protein 9B-like
Exons: 5
Coding region: 111-1724 (537 amino acids)
Molecular function (GO): protein binding
Source: RefSeq, a predicted model, not a curated record
GGCCUAUGGGGAGAGGGUUAGGUUCUGAAAGAUUGUUUGUUUAGUCACCACGUAUAAAUUGAUCAGUGCUUUGGUUGCACUGUUCAGUCCUCAAGGGUUUCACCCAGAUAAUGGCUCAAGACUCCCUUCAAAAUAUGAUAAGGAUAAUUGUGGGACUGGUUGUCUCAUCUGCCCUCUCAUCGGGAAUGAUCAUUGAUGGAAAGGGGAUCCCAGGGCCUCCACCUCCUGGCUCACCUGACAGUCCCAUUCCUCCUUUCGAUUAUUUUGAUGGCUCUGCUGUGCAUAAUAACAUACCUACAUAUGCCUAUGAUAAUUACCCUGUGCCAAAAGGAGGCAAUCCCAUAGCCAGAGAUGGCCAGGUGAUGCCAUACGAUGACUCAUUGAAUGGGUACCCUAUGCCCAUGUUACCAAUCCCACCUGACAGAUAUCCCCUGCCACCAAAACCUUUGGCGGGGAACACUACUCAAGGAUCUCGUGUGUUGCCUACCAGACAACAACCAGACUUAUCAUACUGUGACAUGCUCCUUGAAGAACUAGUGCCUCCACCUGUGGAUCAAAUACCCUGGUUCUGUGUUUGUUCCCAAUGUAAAGGGGGUAAAAGAGGCCCAAAGGGAGACAAGGGAGAAAUAGGGCAGCCAGGUCCUCCCGAUAGUCCGGGAGUAAGAGGCUUGACAGGUUUUCAAGGUCACCCAGGAAUUAUUGGUCAUCCGGGACCAAAAGGUCAAAAUGGUGAUUUUGGUGAAAAAGGAUAUCAGGGUUCAUUGGGGUAUACAGGACCUAAAGGAGAGUCAGGUGUCAAGGGUGAUAAAGGAGACCAUGGUGUGGAUGGGAAUCCAGGACAGCAGGGACCACCUGGUGAACCAGGAGGGUGCCCAGUAAUUUGUUUCUCCAUCCAGGGACCUCCAGGAGAAGUUGGCCCACCUGGGAUUACAGGGGGAAGAGGACUUCCAGGGUUGGGAGGAACUCCCGGGCCGAAGGGCCAGAAAGGGGAUCUUGGGGAUAGUGGUCCACCUGGAGCUCCAGGUUUAGAUGGCCAGAAAGGAAAUCAGGGAGAAAUGGGUGAAUGCCAUUGCAAGGAUGGGCUAAAAGGUGCAAAUGGCACAAUCGGGCUUCCAGGACCAAAAGGUAGUAAUGGGUACACUGGCCAUGAAGGUGCAGCAGGGGUAAAUGGAGUCAAAGGGCAAAAAGGUGAUAUUGGUGAAAUCGGUCUUCCUGGCCCUUGCUCUCCAGCAAUCCAGUCCACUUUUUUAGCUGCAUUAAGCAGCAGUUACCCACUGCCAGAUGUUCCAGUUCCUUUCAUUAAUGUUAUUUACAACAGAGGGUUUAACUUCGACCCCUUCAGAGGCAUCUACAGGGCUCCGGUUAAUGGCACCUAUGUCAUCAGCUACCACUUGGCUGUCUCCAGCAAACUGCUCAGAGUGGGGCUCUUUCACAACUUCACACCUAUCGUGAAAAGUACAGGAGCAACAAAUCUUGGUACAGUGUCUCAACAGGUGGUUCUGCACCUUGUCAUGGGUGAUGAAGUAUGGCUACAGGUGAAGGAUGUUAAUUCCAAUGGUUUGUAUACCAACACUGAGUGCAGCAAUACCUUCACUGGCUUCCUGCUCUACCCAGACAGCUGUGAUAUGCCAAUGUCACGUGACUUACCAGAGCCUAUAAGCGGAACCUACAGCUGGGGUGAAAUAGAGGAGCUCACCACUGUUGCCCCAGAUGUCCAGCACUAACACCCCUCCCUAAAACAUGAAAACAGACAAAACACAAAACUCCAGAUGUAGUGCCUUUAAAAAAUUCUAAAUCUUGUUAAGGGGUUUCCUGAGGUGAAUUGAAAAGACUCAAAAGUGGAAUAAAUUGUCAUUCUUAAAGGGAUAGUUCACCCAAAAAUGAAAGUUCUCUCAUCAUUUACUCACCAUAAUGCCAUCCCAGAUGUGUAUGACUUUCUUUCUUCUGCUGAACACAAGUGAAGAUUUUUAGAAGAAUAUUAUAGCUCUGUAGGUCCAUACAAUGCAAGUGAAUGGUGGCCAAAAAUUGUUAAGCUCCAAAAGGACAUAAAGACAGAGAAUGAGUUAUCCGUAAGAUUCCAGUGGUUAAAUCCAUAUCUUUGGAAUUGCUAUAAUAAGUGUGGGAAAGAAACAGCUCAAUAUUUAAGUCCUUUUUUUACUAUCAAUCUCCACUUUAACUUUAACAUUCUUCUUUUGUUUUUGGUGAUUUGCAUUUUUCAUGCAUAUCAUCACCUACUGAGAAGGGAGAACAAUUUAUGGUAAAAACAGACUUAAAUAUUGAUCUGUGUCUCACCCACACUAAUCAUAUUGCUUCUGAAGAUAUAGAUUGAACCACUGGAGUCUUAUGGAUUACUUUUAUGCUGUAUUUAUGUGCAUUUUUUGAGCUUCAAAAUGUUAGUCCCCAUUCACUGGCAUUUUAUGGACCUGGAGAGCUGAAAUAUUCUUCUAAAAAUCUGAAAGUCAUACACAUCAAGGAUGGCAUGAGGGUGAGUAAAUGAUGAGAGAAUUUUCAUUUUUGGUUGAACUAUCCCUUUAAUGUUCAGAUGUUUAGAGGGAGACAACUUAAAUGUUGUUAAUUCAAGCCAAAGGCAUCUCAUUAUUAGUUUCAUACAUACUAUACAGUUAAAGCUAAUGGUUUGUGUAUUGCUAAUAUCCAUGAUUCUUUAUGAAGUUCCUUAUUAAUGCUUUGCAUACCUUUUUAAGACAUUAUUUUAACUAAUGUGAUUCACUCACAAUUGAGCAAUCACUUACAUAUUUUCAAGUCCUGCAGAAGCUGGGAUUGGCUCCAGCAAUACCCACGACCCUACAUAGGACAAGCGGCUAUAGAAGAUAGAUGGAUAGAUGGAAGUCCUGCAGUAAAAGCAUAAAAUUUAAGCUUUUGAAAGUUUUAAGCUCCUACUUCAUGUCCAUGUAGUGCACAAAUCACUUCAGUGAGUGAACAUUGUACUCUCUGGCAGAGCCAGUAAAUAUGUGAUUUAUAUGAGAGCAGUGAUUGUGCUACCUUAUUUUAUCAACAUUUUGUUGUGAAAAGUGAAUAUAUCUUUUCUAUAUUCACUUUUCCAUGUGAACUGAUAGGACAAGUCAUGUAGGCAUAGUGAAUUAUGUAGAUUGAUGUAUGACAGUUAAAUGUAUGCAGAUUGUUUUGUUAGCCAUGCAUCAGUAGAUGCCUCUUUUUUGUUUUUACUUUAAAUUAACAAGUAUAAUUUUAACAAUUAUUAAGAAUGAUUAAAAUUAUAAUAUUUAUAUUAAGUUCCGUUUUUGUAAAGCAUGAUUGACAAAGAAUUAAAUCAUGUGCUUUAUCUUCAAGGUAGAGAGAAGUAUGAUAUAAUAAUAGCUAAUUUCUGUAUCAGCUGAGCUGCAUUUGAUAACUACAAGCUAGAUAACUAAAGGUGGUCAGUAUGAGUGCAAGAGUCGUAAAUAAGCAACAUGUAGUUUAAAAAAAAAAUAUAUAUAGUUAUUGUUAAAGAUAUAUAUACACUGCCUGGCCAAAAAAAAAAAAGAGUAGUCAUUUGGAUUUAAAUAACAAAUACUUAAAAGCCAAUGAUUGGAUUAUUAUUGCAGUGAUUAAUAUGUUUCAGCUGGCAACAAUUCUUUUAACCCUAACUGAUGCAGUGGGUAGCUUCUCAUUUCUUAAACAACCAUGUUGAAAGACGUAUCCCGUGGUCGUGGGAAAGAUGUUACUGUGUUUCAGAAGGGGCAAAUUAUUGGUCUGCAUCAAGCAAAGAAAACAACUAAGGAGAUUCCUGAAAUCACUGAAAUUGGGUUAAGAACUGUCCAACACAUUAUUAAAACCUGGAAGGAUAGUGGUGAACCAUCAGCUUUGCGGAAGAAAUGUGGUAGGAAAAAAAUCUUGAAUGAUCAUGAUCGGAGAUCACUAAAAUGCUUGAAGUCA